AUGAAGAUCGCCCAGUGUAUCGCUAUCCUGGCCAUGGCCUCUGCCAGCCUAGCGACCCCUACCCCCACCAAGCGUGAUGCUAAUGUUGAUAUCGAGAGCUAUCCUUAUGACUUUGGAUUCCUGGAGGAGAAACGGGGACCAGCCGAGGAAAAGCGUGCCGUUGAUAUCGAGUCUUACCCCUAUGACUUUGGCUUUUUGACCGAGGAGAAGCGUGAUGCUCCAGAGAAGAGAAACGUUGAUAUCGAGUCUUAUCCCUAUGACUUUGGCUUCCUGAGCGAAGAAAAACGUGAUGCGCCGGAGAAGAGAAACGUUGAUAUCGAGUCCUACCCCUAUGAUUUCGGCUUCUUGAGCGAAGAGAAGCGUGACGCCUCGGAGAAGAGAAAUGUUGACAUUGAGUCUUAUCCCUAUGACUUUGGGUUCUUGUAA
Messenger RNA from Penicillium brasilianum, 426 nucleotides. NCBI's taxonomy places the organism in Eukaryota, Fungi, Ascomycota, Eurotiomycetes, Eurotiales, Aspergillaceae. The record is from the annotation of a GenBank genome assembly.